Acanthaster planci (crown-of-thorns starfish) is the source of this 3565-nucleotide messenger RNA. Its product is annotated as organic solute transporter subunit alpha-like. The record is from RefSeq and is a predicted model, not a curated record. NCBI's taxonomy places the organism in Eukaryota, Metazoa, Echinodermata, Asteroidea, Valvatida, Acanthasteridae.
GGAUACAUCAGUUCGGGCUGACUGAAAUUGUGACUGCUCUGGUUUCGUGAAACAGAAAUCCGGUUAACGGGGAUAAACGUUGAAGUCGACCAUCUGCUCAGGACUAGAAGUCAUGGCAGCAAACACCAGUUGCGCAAUGGGAGAUCUCAGUUCAGAAGAUCUUUUCAGAGACAUCGCCAAGAGUCCUGCCGCCAUCGCGGCCAUCGUUCUGCUGACAGCAACCUCCAUUCUCACCCUGGUGAUGUUUGUUGAGUCCGUCAUCAAUGUGAACAAGAAGAUCCCUAACAGCAGACGCAGGGUUCGGCUCAUAGUACUCAUGGGAAUAUACCCGAUGAUGUCGCUUACUUCAAUGAUAUCAUUGUACAUUCCUGCGGCACAUCUCCUUAACAGUCUCGUAGCGUCUGUGUAUUUCUCGGUGGCGCUGUUCCAGUUCAUCAUGCUCAUCAUCGACUACUACGGCGGCAAGGUGGCCGUAGUUGAGAAGCUCAAAGACCGUCAAGUCUCGCUUGCCAGCCCACCCUUCACUUGCUGCUGCCCGUGCUGUUUGCCAAAGAUAACCAUUACACCAUCCAACCUGCGUAAUCUGAGGCGUAUAGUGAUGCAAGUUGCCUUUGUUCGACCGUUCUUGUACUUCAUCUCGUUGGUGCUCUGGACUGAUGGAAAAUACACGCACGGAAAGAUUGCCCUUGACGAGCCCUAUAUCUACAUCCUCACCGUCUCCUCUUUGUCUGGCCUCCUCGCCCUCUACGGUAUCAUCCUCUUCCUCACCGUGUCCCUGGAGCCCCUCCGCUCCUACCGCAUCCGUCCCAAGUUUUUCACCGUGCAGAUGGUGUUGAUCAUCAUCAGCUCCCAGAACCUCAUUUUGGCUAUCCUGGCAGACGUAGGCGUCAUACCGUGUGUGGCGCCUUUCAGCUCAGACUCCCGGGCCAACUAUAUCGGCGACAUGCUGAUAAUCGUGGAGAUGCUGUUUUUCGCGAUUCUCAGCCGCAUGUACUUCCGCGGUCGCUUCGGUAACGUCGACCUCAUCGACGAGAACGCCCCCAUUGGUGGUCGGCUGACGACUUUUGGGCCCUACGCCGUGGUGACGAUGGAACAGGAGAAACCCUGUGGGCCACUCGACGGGAAUAAAGUUGAGGUGAAUGGAAACACUCAGUAUAAGAUCGGGAAAGAAAAUCCGGAUCAACAAACAAUCAAGCCGAAACAAGACGAGAGUGAAACCACUGAAGCUUGAAUUGACUCGCCGAGCAAGUUCGGUAUUGCAUCAGCGCAUGCCUAACUGGUGCACUGUCUUUUGGGGGGAAAACAUUUAGAAGUAAAUGUAGCCAUGAACGCUGACUGGUACGCGUGCUUUGUUCUAGAAUGGACUUGCCUUUUAAAAAAACCGAACUGGCAAUUCAGUAUAGGGGCUGGAUAAUGGUUGGCCGGACCAUCAGCUAGGACAUUAACUAGAACUAUGAAAAUGUAAGCUUUUCCCCAAACCAAAUUUUUGCUCUCGGCAGUCCCGUCAUUUUGACCUCAGUCCAUUAGAAGUACUUUUGUACAUACAUGUAGAAUUCAUACGGUAACAACGCUGACAAAAAUAAUGAAACUUCUACAGUUCAGGCAAAAAUGAUCUUGAGCAUGAACAAGUUAUAUUCCCCAGUCCAUAUUAUAUUUGCAGUUAUUCGUGUUGACAGCCUGAGAAAACAAGUAGGUUUAUAUUUUACUGUAUUUUCCAUUAACCAUAAUUAUUUCUCAUAAAAAUUAUUAUAUCACAUAUUGAGUGUAAUCUGAAUAUGUUUUAAAGGAAAGAUACAACUCAUUAGCAAUUUAAAAUCUAAAUAUAAACACAAUAAGACAAGUAUGAUUCGAUAUUUAUGGAUUUAUUUUAUUAGGAAGAAUGCUAUUGGUUAGUGUUUUGGUAACGGUGUCUAAUUUGUUGUCAUUAACAAUACCGUUGUUUGAACAUCUUGUAUAAGAAAAAUGAACGAUACUGAGAAUGAAUGACUACACCACUUUUGUAGAGUACUUUAUUGAGUAUUAACCCUUUGUGUAUUUGUAUAAAUCAAGUUCUUGAAACUAAGCAAAGGAACGAAGUAAACGGGAUUGUCAGUAAAGCAUGCAAGUUCAGCCCUUUUUAUUUUUCUAUUGCACGUUAAACCUCGGGGUAUCUGAAACUCGAAUCCUAUUUAACUACCAGUCAUUUAAUUGUAUAUCUCUGAGAUAUGCUGCGCCAAUUUCCAUGUAUGUUUACUUUUCAUCUGUAGCAAUAUCCUUAGCGUACCUUUUCGCAUAGGCACAUUGCUAUGUGAGAAUUUUUCAGUGGAAGUCUGUUACCGGUAACUGAUUCAAAACGGCAGAGUUUCAGAUGAUAAAUUAGCGUAUGAGACAGUGCUUUGAAUAUUACUGCAUUCAUUGGCAAGUUGCCUAUUUGCUGCAUUUAGGCCAAUACGCUAAACUUCGCUUUAAAGAAAAUCAGUUUCGGCACAAAAUUCCAUCAAUUAAAAGUGUACGCGUAAACAGUUAACUUGGUGUUAAAUCGAUUGAACAUCUUCGAUAUCCACAAAGAAGAAAACUUUACUAACGUUGUCCUGUCAUGAUUAGUCUUUUUUCCCAUCAGUGUAAGUUACCAGUUUUAUAUCAUAUGUUAUGUUUUAACUGAACAGGCAUUGGUGUCAAAAGCGCUCCGUCAAAAGCCUUGAGCAGUGCUAUGGCAGAAAUCAGAGAGCAUAAAUAAACAGGCCAAGUCGGUGAAGGGAUCAAUUCUCACAAUUACGUUUCAAAACAGAAUAUCAAUAAAUCUCUAGCAGAUCAAUUUUGCUCCCUCCAGGACCGAAUCCAGCUGGUUAUUGGACUGCUUCUGUAUGUUCACGACUCGGGUCAAGGCAAGAGCGGACACAGUUGCUGUUCAUUGACGACAGGAAGACUCUAUAAACGUGUUUCAACAUGACAAUUUAAUACGGGACAGAAUUACGAUCGAAUUCACACAUACUUCGGAGUUUUCAAACUGGCACAGGAAAUUAGUUCUCUCGGAGUACUUUUCGUUAAAUUUCUACAUUGGUCUUUGCAUGCAUUCUUUUCAAUUUCUGAUACAAAACCCGCGUCUGCGACGAUAUGGGCUUGCGUAUUAAACCAAAUGGCGAAAUCCAAGCCGUACACUAUACAGCCACAAGGCAUUAAAGGUAAGGUUCUGAUUAGAAAGAUUACUGUUUGGUAGGUGUUGAUUAGUCGUUAUCAGAGAGUCAGUCAGCGUCGUCUACCAUCCCACUCCAUUUCUCACUGUAUAGGGCCUAAAGCGUUGAUUUUUGACUAAGUCACAUCAUCAGUUCUCAAGGCGUGUGGUGCAACGGCUAAAGUUUUUGCUAGCCACAGACAAUUGAUUUUGUCCCUCAUGGUCCCUCGUAGCAAGGUUGGUGAACUCAUCAUACUUACACAAAAUUCGCAUUGCAUCUCUUUUCGCCUCGGGCGUUCAAAGGCUCUCGAAAUUUACCAACAAGUCUUUCGUGUGUUCUUGUAGGCAAAACAGUAACAUUGGAUACAAAAGGCAAGAAUUACAGAUAACAAUAAAAAUAACAAAUGAUUAAAA